AUGGAGAGCCCACACGAGCAUCAACAGAGUUUACUACUCUCCCGAAUCAUCACCAACAUUGAAAAACUCAAUGAAGCAGUCAUGGUCUUGAACAAGAGUCUUCAGGAAGUCAAUGUCCAAAACAUGAACGUCGAAUUGGUGGCGCAAAUGUUCAAGAACUACCAGUCCAAUGUCUUGUUUCACCUUGAAGCAACGGACAAUAUCAAAGACCCUGCUUGA
Molecule: messenger RNA, 219 nt
Organism: Talaromyces marneffei
Lineage: Eukaryota; Fungi; Ascomycota; Eurotiomycetes; Eurotiales; Trichocomaceae
Exons: 5
Coding region: 1-219 (72 amino acids)
Biological process (GO): attachment of spindle microtubules to kinetochore
Cellular component (GO): DASH complex; mitotic spindle
Source: RefSeq, a predicted model, not a curated record